GGGGUCUUGGGGGUCUCGCGGAUGAGUUGUCCUGCAUCUUCGUAGCGUUAGCCGUUCGCCCCGCUGGUUCGAGCAAACGGCGAUGCCUGGUUGCGGAGAUGUCGAAGCAAUUAGUGAAACAGAAUAGUAAUACAUUGAUUGCAUCUACUAACCGCUGAUUCAUUACUAAUUGGGGGGACAUCCCACGCCAAUCUAGAUGGUCCACUUGGAAGGACUUGGAACGUUCAACUCAGCAUCGCCAUCGACCAUUUUGACAGCUACCUAUCAUCUUCUUCUUCACGUUUAUGAACAAGUUCGGACUUUUCUCACUAACCAAGUCUAUCCCACCGAUAUUGAAUCACAAUGUUUGCGCUUACAAGGUCCUCCUCACGUGGCCUUCAACCGUUGACCACUGUUGCGAAGAACGGAUUCAAUGGACACAGCCGCAGCUACGUAAGCGUAGCUAAUCGUGUGCACCGUGUGACGAUGUUCAAGAUGCCGAAGGCUGAGGAUCAGAAAAAGUUUUUGGAGCAGUGUCGGAAGAUGGCUGCUGACAAUCAGAGGAAUGGUACGCCUUACAUACUCAGUAUGGUUGCCGGUCCUGUCGAAGAAGGCCUCCGCACUGAAGGCUACACCUUUGUCAACAAGACCGAGUUCGCCAGCAUGGACGACAUGAAGUACUACGAGAGCGAGUGUCCUGCUCAUGGAGAAGUGAAGAAAGUCUUAGGUGAGAUUACCAUAGACGGGAUGAUGACCGUCUUCUUCAAGCCGCAGGCUACCGGAGGCACAUAGUGUUUUGGGAUAACUUUAAGGAAGAGGGCAAUACAAAUACAAAUGAGGCUUGUAACUUCAUGUGUGGGAGAGCAAUAGGUUGAGAGAGAGAGAGAGAGAGAGAGUAUUUGCUGAGAAUACUAAGAAGGGCAACCUACAGGACGUUUAGAAGUGCCUAGCGAUUAUCUUUGAUAGUAGCUAUUCAAAUCAACAAAUAACCUAUGUUGUCUUAAUACAAUUAUAUAUACACACUAUUAGUCACAGUAUAACUUAUUUAGUAAUAGUGUGAGCAAGAAACACCA
Messenger RNA from Hyaloscypha bicolor E, 1052 nucleotides. RefSeq lists its product as uncharacterized. The record is from RefSeq and is a predicted model, not a curated record. The transcript has 2 exons. Bases 343 to 771 code for a protein of 142 amino acids. Lineage: Eukaryota; Fungi; Ascomycota; Leotiomycetes; Helotiales; Hyaloscyphaceae.